Pantherophis guttatus is the source of this 5299-nucleotide messenger RNA. RefSeq names its product mitogen-activated protein kinase kinase kinase 7 (gene MAP3K7). Gene Ontology annotation, molecular function: ATP binding; MAP kinase kinase kinase activity; magnesium ion binding. Gene Ontology annotation, biological process: immune response; positive regulation of canonical NF-kappaB signal transduction; protein phosphorylation. The record is from RefSeq and is a predicted model, not a curated record. NCBI's taxonomy places the organism in Eukaryota, Metazoa, Chordata, Lepidosauria, Squamata, Colubridae.
GCUGGCGGAACAAGAAGGGGGACCGGAGCCCCAAGAGUGAAGAGAAUAGCCGGCCCUUUCCCAUGCAACUUCCCCAAUGUCAGACGCGGCGGCAACGGCGGCGGCUCAGCUCUGAGCGGCGGCUCCCAUCCUCCCCAUUCAACUCUCCCUCUUGGUCUCUCUUUUUUUUCCCCCCUGCUACAGGGGCGCGACUCCCAAACUGCGACCCCGGCCUGCCCGGUUAAAAAAAAAAAAAAGAGGGGGAAAGAAGAGGAUCCGUGGGUGGUUUCCAGCGCGAGUCGCAAAAAUGACGAGCCGGGGUCCCCCGGCCUGGGCUUCCCGGCGGCCCCAAUAAAGCCCGGGCGGAACAGCCUCGUAUGAGGCUAUUCCGCGGCCCAGGGGGUGCCUCCGCCAGGCUGCUGUGGUGGUGGUUGCUGAGCAGAGGAGCCGGAGACCCAGGCUGGCGAGGGGAGCCUCUCGAGAUCCGCCUGGGUCUCUUCCGCCCAGUCCCCUGUCAGACGCGCCCCCCUUCUUGCACCCCGUGGGAAGGGAAGGCAUGUCUUCUCCCAGCUCCGUGGACAUGAUUGAAAACCCCCCGGUGCUCAACUUCGAAGAAAUCGACUACAAAGAGAUAGAGGUGGAAGAGGUUGUUGGACGAGGAGCCUUUGGAGUAGUUUGCAAAGCAAAAUGGCGGGGAAAAGAUGUGGCCAUUAAGCAAAUAGAAAGCGAAUCUGAACGGAAAGCCUUCAUUGUAGAGCUUCGACAGUUGUCACGUGUGAAUCAUCCUAAUAUCGUCAAGUUAUAUGGAGCUUGUUUAAAUCCAGUAUGUCUUGUAAUGGAAUAUGCUGAAGGAGGUUCUCUCUAUAAUGUCCUACACGGUGCUGAGCCUCUACCUUAUUAUACUGCUGCACAUGCAAUGAGUUGGUGUUUACAAUGUUCCCAAGGAGUAGCAUACCUUCACAGCAUGAAACCGAAAGCACUCAUACACAGGGACCUAAAACCACCAAAUUUGCUCUUGGUGGCAGGAGGGACUGUUUUAAAAAUAUGUGAUUUCGGUACAGCUUGUGAUAUUCAGACUCACAUGACCAAUAAUAAGGGCAGUGCUGCUUGGAUGGCACCUGAAGUUUUUGAAGGUAGCAAUUACAGUGAAAAAUGUGAUGUAUUCAGUUGGGGUAUUAUUCUUUGGGAAGUAAUUACUCGCAGAAAACCUUUCGAUGAGAUUGGUGGUCCUGCUUUCCGGAUCAUGUGGGCAGUUCAUAAUGGUACGCGGCCACCACUGAUAAAAAAUUUACCUAAGCCUAUUGAGAGCUUAAUGACUCGGUGUUGGUCUAAAGAUCCUUCACAGAGACCUUCCAUGGAGGAAAUAGUCAAAAUAAUGACACAUUUGAUGCAGUAUUUUCCAGGAGCUGACGAACCUCUACAGUAUCCCUGUCAGUAUUCUGAUGAAGGCCAAAGCAACUCUGCUACUAGUACAGGUUCAUUUAUGGACAUGACUUCUACAAACACCAGUAACAAAAGUGAUAUCAACAUAGAAGCAAAUGAUUUUCAAGGAACUGCUACGAAUGAUACCAUUAAACGUUUGGAAACAAAAUUGGCCCAACAGAUGAAAAAUUCAGCAAAGCAGGUGGGAGAAUCCGGCCGUUUGAGUUUACCUCCAUCUCGUGGUAGUAGUGUGGAGAGCUUGUCAGAGGUUCGUGGGCGACCACAGUCAGCUCAUGUUUCAGGAGAAGGCAAGCGAAUGAGUGCUGACAUGUCAGAAAUUGAAGCAAGAAUUGCUGCUUCUGCAGGUAAAGCCUUUUCCAAACCUAAACGAGGCCAUCGUAAAACUGCUUCAUUUGGCAACAUUCUGGAUGUCCCAGAGAUCAUCAAACCAGCAGGCAACGGACAACAGAGGCGCAGAUCCGUUCAAGAUCUUAGUGUAGCUGGAACAGAUUCCAACCAGAAUAGCAGAAACAGCAGUAGAUCAUCUAGUCCUAGUGUGAGAAUGAUCACUACCUCGGGACCAACCUCAGAAAAGCCUGCUCGUAAUCUACCAUGGACCCCUGAUGAUUCUGCAGAUACCAAUGGGUCUGAUAACUCCAUCCCAAUGGCAUAUCUUACAUUAGAUCAUCAGUUGCAGCCUCUAGCACCAUGUCCAAACUCAAAAGAAUCUAUGGCUGUGUUUGAACAGCACUGUAAAAUGGCCCAAGAAUAUAUGAAAGUUCAAACAGAAAUUGCCUUAUUGCUGCAAAGAAAGCAAGAACUAAUAGCAGAACUGGACCAGGAUGAAAAAGACCAGCAAAAUACAUCACGUCUAGUACAAGAGCAUAAAAAGCUUUUAGAUGAAAAUAAAAGUCUCUCCACCUACUACCAGCAAUGCAAAAAACAGUUAGAGGUCAUCCGAAAUCAACAACAGAAACGUCAAGGGACAUCAUGAUUCAUGGGACCCCAGAUUGACAGUGAAGCACAGGAACUUCUUCUUUUUUUUAAAAUUAUCCCAUAAUAAUAUGACAACUUCCUUAUUGGUGUGUGCUGAAUGUGUAGAUAUACCUGCUGCUCUUCCAAAACCAAUGCAGUAUGGUUUUCUUUGGGUGAACAUUGAGUUGUUUGAGAAAGUUAAGAGCGGCUACAUGAAUAAUCAACAGCACUAACCAUGAAGCAAAAUAUAAUGAACUCUGGCUGUUUGCAUGCCCCUUGUGUGAUGGCUAUUCUACCAAAACUGAUUAAGUGGCUGCUAUAUUGUAAGAUCAUUAGGUUUUCAUGCAAUAGGAGCAGUAUAGAAUUUUUCUAUUUUUAAAAUGUUUUUGUUCUUCUUUCCUUUUGAACUGUUUGCCAAAGCAGUCAUUUUCCAGGGCUCCUGAGUACAUCAUGUUCAAGAGAUAAUGCUGGUGAAGCAAUGCAUUCUUCUAAUUGUGUUGUUCUUCAUGCAUUUGGCUCCUCUAUAUCAAAGGGAUUUCUUAGGCAUAUCUCUUCUUAAAUAUUCUGAUGCAGUGGGAGAGACAUCAAGAGGUAGUCCCUUUCAGGCCCUCCCGGUUCUUUUAUAUGAUCCCUUCCUUGAUUUAUCAUCAUGAACAACCUUCCAGACCUCUAGUUAGCGGUUGACAAGAAUAGUAGUUUCAUCGUCUUAUGCUUUAGAAAUUAAGUGAAUUUGCUUGCAAAAUCCAAGCAUUUCUGUUCCAUCUUUUGGAAGCAAUAAUUAGAACUUGGUUGAAAAAUAACUUGUGUUAACAGCAUACAUCCUCAAUUUAGUAAAUUCUCACAUUUACCUUCUUUUUUUGUUUCUUUUAUAACAAGACCCACAACAAAAUGAGGAUUUCAUAUAUGACACUGUGCCCCAAAUUUCAAAAGUACUGUGGAAAAUUACCAUAGGAGUUUUGCAAAUCAAGUCUUUGAAACAAGUCUAAUUAAAAAACCAAAUUUAUCAAAUAAUUAAAAAUAUACCUAUCAAUCUGUACUUAGAAUUGUUUGAUAGAAAUACAUUAAAUUUCAUCUUCAGAUGCCAUGGGUAAGCAAUUUCUUGUAGCCAGAGAUGCCACUUUUCCUUGUUUAAAUAUUUUUCCCUCCUAUAUGGGCUGGAAGGAACAUGGCAAUCAUAACACAGGCAUAAAUGACAUUUUUGGCCUGGAAUGUUUGUGGGGUGAGGGGGAGGAAUAUUAGAUGGAAAAUGUAUUAGGUCUAAUGAAACCUUAAGUAUACUUUUGCUUUUUUUUCAUGCCCACCAAAAUCUUAUAACUAAAAUUUUGGCAGCACAAUCUGGACUGGGCUUGCCCCUGGUGGAAGUUACAAACUCAAAUGUUUACAUUGAAAGGUAGCUAUGAGUAGCGGGAGCUAUAUUUUUUGUUCUGUAUGAAAUAUGAAGCCAAGUCCUUCACCUGUUCCUUGCAAAUAGGACCUGCAUUCAACACAGCCUUUUCUCAUGAAGAAAAUAUAUGGUUGUAGCCUCAACAUGGCAAUACAUUUCUUAAGCAUUUGGAACAACUUUGGGUAUUGAAUGACUUGAAACUUUACAGCAGUGAUUGCUAUUGUUAAACUACCCAAGCGCUCUUUGAAAUCUUGGUGUUCAGUUCAGAUUUGCAUCAUAUAAAAUUGUCCUUUAUAGAACAAUCUGAAACAUUUGAUCUGUGUUAGCUAUUCUCUCAAAGAAUGAAAGAAAACAUAAGAUAUUUCAAAUCCACAUGUUGACCCUCAAAUACUAUUUUAAUGUAACUUUGGCUUCACAAAACUGUGGUAUGCAUAGAGUUAGAAUGUGACAUUCUAUUGUCUACUCAUCAACAAGUACUGCUAUAUUUACUAGAGCCCAGUGGUUAGAAUGCAGUAUUGCAAGCAAACACUGUCCAUAGCCUGGAGUUUCAUCUUGACGGGGCUCAAGAUUGACUCAGCCUUCCAUCCUUCCGAGGUUGGUAAAAUGAGGACUCAGAUUGUUAGGGGCAAUAUGCUAACAUUGUAAACUGCCCAGAGAGUGCUGUAAAGCAGUAUGGAGUGGUAUAUAAGUCUAAGUACUAUUGCUAUUACUAGGCUCUUUUCCCCCAGUAAGAGUUUGUUCAUAUAGAAUUGAAGCCUUGCUAUCUGGCCAUGUCUGAACUCAGUAGAGCUGACAUAAGAGUAAGUAAUUAUAGGAUUGCAAUAUUUUCUCUUGUGUGUUUCUUUAAACUGAGAGAUUGCUGAAAAACAUCAGGGUCUGUGCUUUGAAAACAGUCUUUAAAAUAAAUUUAUUCUUGGCAAGUUAUAAGAGGUAAAACCAAAAUUAUUUUACAUAAAUGAAGGACAAACAUAAUUCCUGAAACCCAUAUUAGCAAAUUUGAUUUGGUGGCUGAAAUAGACAUUGCUAUCAAUUUAAGGGUAUGCAUAUUUAUAGUCACUGGCAAGGAGAAAACAAGAAUAGGAAUAGCAGAAGCUAUCUGUAGCACUGCUGUUUACUGCAUAUAUCUCAGGUUAGUCAAAUGGAUGCAGUUGUGAUGCUCUGCUUUUCCAAAGAGAAAACAUUAAAGCCUGACCUGUUACAUCAUAGGCUACAAUUACAAGUGAAGAUCUGCAAUAAUCUUGUCUAUUGUGUGCUAUGUGUUGGGCUAUACUCACUAUAUUGAAAGGAGGAAAACUAGAGUCACAGUUUUGUGGUCCACAAGGAAUGACUGCACCAUUGGUGAGAAAUUAUAUUCUAGAUUUUCAGAAACUGUUAUAUGCCAGUAGAACAGAAUUGGGAGUCUAGAAGACAUAAGAAAUGGAAUGAAUGAGGACAAAGGCCGAUUUUGCUCUUCUGCCUCUAAGCAAGAACCAGAACUUUGUAUCUCCUUCGAAAGCCAAACUAAAGCAAAAAUAAAAAUAGUAUAUAUUCUUUCAUUCA